AUGGCCAUCGACAGUAUACCAUAUCCUGAUACCGAUCGCCUGGCCUUCUCCGACAAGACUUUCUACCCAGUCAAGAUCCCCGUCUCUCACUGGCAAUUGCGACACUACAUCUCAUCGCCGGACAAGGACUCGAUAUACUACGCAAGCGGAAACGAAGUCUACUAUCUCAACACCGUCUCUCGGAAACGCAAAUACCUUGCCACUCUGCCCUUCGAGGCACGAUGCACCGCUUCGGGCUUUGGCUGGAUCUGCAUUGGAGGUGAAGAAGAUGGACACUUUGCCGCCAUAAAGCUUGAGGGCUCGUCUCCAGUCCGCUCGGUCGAUGUAGACGCGCCGCUCCCGCUGGACUACUGGCAACCACAAAGAGGCUCCCCCAGGGCUGCCAACGUCAAGCUCGAACGGAUAGGCGAAGAGAUUGUCAACUCCAUCUCUAUCCACCAGAUCCACGAUGAGGAGAACCACUUGUACGACGUUGUCGCCGUCUUGACAAACAACGAUAAGACCGUCCGCGUCUACUCACUAACCCAGGCCCUGGAAACUGCCGUCCUGGACCUGCCGUUCCCCAUGAAUCAUGCUUCUAUAUCUCCUGAUGGCACCACCCUUGUUGCCGUUGGCGACUCAAACCAGGCCUUCUUCUUCACACGAACAUUGCAACAGUCUCCCCCGCAGAUCCCCAAACCUCACAACCGCCUUAACAUGAGCAACGUUACCUGGGAUCUAGCAAAUAUCGUCCAUCUUCGUGCUGGCGACCCUACAGCCCAGCCUGGUUAUUUCACUACUGCAUGGUCACCGAAUGGUAGCUUGGCCGCUUUGGGCUCGGAAGGCGGAUACAUCACUGUCUUUGAUAUGGACCUUUUCGCACAAUGCGCUCCUGAUGAAGCAGAAGAUGCCAUCGUUGCCACUGUCCCAUCAACCAGACCCAACAUUGUUGCCGCACUACAUCCUGGCGCUGUCAGAACCAUGCUCUUUUCUCCCGAGCCUUGGGAUUUGCUCAUCUGGGCCGAGGAUCAAGGUCGAGUUUGCAUCGGGGAUCUGCGUACUGGAUUAAAGACCAAACAAGUCAUCGAGCUCAAGCUAGAUGAGGAAGGCUUGAAGAAAAUUGAGCUUGAGGACCUCGUAUCAGAGGAUUUGGCUGAAGGCGAUCGUCUGGACGACCUACAGCAAGAAAUUCUAAAUCGCUAUCGUGAGGCGCGAGACCCAGCUGAACAGGGCAAUUUUGCCACAGAGUUCCUCCAAGCUCGAGAACACGAACGAUAUCAACAUCUUGAUCGAGCCCGUGCAACCUUACCAACUUCGCGCGAGGCAGCAUCAACAUCCGAAGACGAUCCCCGAGGCCUCACUGCACACGAGCAACAAAUUCUUGAAGCACUGCGUACCACCAGACAACGCGAGGAGGCCCGUACCUCAGGAAGCACCCCUCGCUCCAUCAAUUACACGAGAGCCGGCCUUUUCAGCGCGCACACCAGCAACCGUUCUGGAACAACUUUACGAUCCUCUGAUAGCCCUCGCCCGUUCAGCGAUGUCUUGGUGAACCACAAUGAUCCUUAUGCAGCCUUUCCAGAGCUGUCUCGAACAUCACAGCGAGAGUCAUCCGAGUCUCGACCAAGGGACCGUGCUUCGGGUGAUAACACAUUGCCACCUCUUCACUCAAUCCAGGAAUAUCUGAUGCUUCGGGACAGAGAGCGAGAAGCUUCGUCGACGUCUAACACAAAUCGUGGGCCUGCCAUCCGCCGAUCUGGAGCAGGAGGAGUUCCUACGUUGACGAGCACUGCCACACCUAUACCUCCGCACGCAGCGCGGGCGCCUACUACUAGCGCAGAGACAGAAGAGGACAACCCAUGGCGUACCAUCUCCAAUGCAAUGAGUUUGGCUAGAGGACCACUUUUCGAGUCUCCUCGGUCAAUGGAUGCCAGCACUCGACAAUCCCGUGAACGAGAAGCAAUGGUGCGUACGGAACAGUUCCGCCAGCUUGCUUCGCAGCGCGACCGUCUUCGUGGAUUGAGGCGUGAGUUUGAAAGCGGAACAGACGCAGCGGCGAGCUUGUACGAUACACUCACCUCGUUGCGAGGCUUUACAUCGGCUCGCCCAACAGCAUUCCAUGAUGGGUAUGAGAUGCUAUUGCGCAGAUCAGGUCGCGAAGCUACAAUAGGAGUGAGAACUUCCGGCCUGGCCAUCAGUCAUGACGGUCGCAAACUAUGGGCGGCUUGCGAGGAGGGCAUCUUCGAGAUUGACCUGCAGGUCAAGUUGAGAAUGAUGUUUCCAGCAGUGGAAAUGAAAUAACGAACAUACAUGAUCAGGUUGUACAUUUACGGCGUAUUGGGAGGGGGAAUGGACACAUUAGGCAUUGGAGCGCUGAUAGCAUUGGGGUACUGGGGCAUUGCCGGCGCAUGGGAUGCUGCCACUCGAUGGCAUGCUUUCUCUGUUUUCUCUUCGAUUCUCUUAUUCGUGUAUACAAUAAUUAACGGCAUCUCUUUCUCAAGCAAUACAUGAGAAACUGUCGACUC
Molecule: messenger RNA, 2504 nt
Organism: Aureobasidium pullulans EXF-150
Lineage: Eukaryota; Fungi; Ascomycota; Dothideomycetes; Dothideales; Saccotheciaceae
Exons: 3
Coding region: 1-2280 (759 amino acids)
Molecular function (GO): protein binding
Source: RefSeq, a predicted model, not a curated record